AUGUUGUCUCCUGCUGUCUUCUCUCGGGUGAGUUCUGUCUGUCUGUCUGUAUGUCUGUCUGUCUGUCUGUCUGUCUGUCUGUCUGUCUGUCUGUCUGUCUGUCUGUCUGUCUGUCUGUCUUCGUCUGCUGCCUCUGCUCUGUCUGUCUGUCUGUCUGUCUGCCUGCCUGUCUGUUUGUCUGCCUGUCUGCUUGUCUGUCUGUCUGCCUGCCUGCCUGCCUGCCUGCCUGUCUGUCUGCCUGUCUGCCUGUCUGUCUGUCUGUCUGUCUGUCUGUCUGUCUCUGUCUGUCUGUAUCAGUUUCUAUACUACUUUCUGGAUAAUAUAGUACAUAAGGAAUAAGAUAUGUAUUUGUCUAUAAGGAAGCGUUCUAAGUUUGUUUUUCACAUGUAACCUCCCGAGUGGCGCAGUGGUCUAAGGCACUACAUCGCAGUGCUAGCUGUGCCACUAGAGAUCCUGGUUCGAAUCCAGGCUCUGUCGUAGCCGGCUGUGACCGGGAGACCCAUGGGGCGGUGCACAAUUGGCCCAGCGUCGUCUAGGGUAGGGGAGGGAAUGGCCGGCAGGGGAUGUAGCUCAGUUCGUAGAGCAUGGCGUUUGCAACGCCAGGGUUGUGGGUUCGAUUCCCACGGGGGGAAUGAAAAUAAAAAAUAAAAAAAAGUAAUGUAUGCACUAACUGUAAGUUGAUCUAGAUAAGAGCGUCUGCUAAAUGACUAAAAUGUAAAUGUACCUUAUGAUAAUACCCUGAACUUAGAAUGUUUGAUAUGUUGGUCUUUUACCUUGGUUUGUGCAUGGUUCAAGUAAGAUUUAUUCAGGUUAAAGUAAGAUGAGCAGGUUUAAGUAUAUCUCACAGGUCAUCAGUUGUGACUGUACUGUGUGUUUCUGUUUGUCAGCUCUGUGUGUUGUGGAGUCAGCUGUCAUUAAUGUGAAGGAAGUGGUGGGAGGACAUGUCAUGUUCGGCUGCUCAUUCACAUUGGCAGGGAACAACAUCAAAUAUUUCUGCAAGGGGACAUGUUCUGGUAAAGAUAUUCUGGUUCAAACUAAUGGGAGAAAGACUGUAACUCAAGGUAGAUACAGUAUAGAAGACAAGGGAGAUGGAGUCUUCUAUGUGACCAUCAAGAACCUGAUGAAGUCAGACUCUGGGACCUACUGGUGUGGAGUGGGGAGAUUUGGCCCAGACACAUUCCAAGAGGUGCAUCUUAUAGUUACAGAUGGUAAGUGAACACUACAUAUAAAUUGGUAUCUAGUAAUUCACUUCCUGACUUAUUUCCUGACAUAUAGUUGUUUCAGUAUUUGUAUUUAUCUGUACUUUCUACUGACUCACAGCUCCUCCCACUCCUACACCAUCACCUGUCACCUCCAGACCCAAUGUCUCCACAACCCUCCCAAACCUCUCUGCAACAUCCUCUAACAUCUCUACAAUGUUUCUGACAUCUGGAGAUGUCAGUGGUCACUUUUCAUCAAGAACAGGUAUGACGAAUCUCUCAUCUCUGACAUUACAACUAACACGCUGUGAUAUUAAAUGCUGUAAUUCUGGAGCAAAUCAAUUGUAACUGUUCAUGCUUUGGACAAAUUGUAGAUUUGGAGGCCAUGUAGAUGUGAGCCUCUCAGAGGCCCACAGGAAGUGAUGCAACAUUUGAGGUUUUGUGGAGAGCUGCCGAUGACACCAUGGCCUCCGUUGCUAUAGUUACUCUGAUCACUGUCUUACACCUUUAGCAGACCUUUAUUAUAUAUCCACUUAUUACUAUUACUAUUUUUAUUAUUACCCGACUAUAUUAUCUAUCUAUCAGUUUUUUUGUCUUUUCUUUGUCUGUCUGUCUGUCUGUCUGUCUGUCUGUCUGUCUGUCUGUCUGUCUGUCUGUCUGUCUGUCUGUCUGUCUGUCUGUCUGUCUGUCUGUCUGUCUGUCUGUCUGUCUGUAUGUCUGUCUGUCUGUCUGUGUUGUUGUCUGUCUGUCACCUGACAGACUCUACCAACCAACUGACGACCAACCAACUGACCAAUCUUCCAACCUACCUUACUUUACUUUAUUGACUGACCUAUCCACCAGUCUACCGACCAACCCACCAGAUGACCCUGGUAACGAUCCAUCAGUCUGAUAUCUAUAGCCUUUAAAGCAUAGGGUUGAGUUAUUCUGGUCAUUUCUGGAAAACCUGGAAGAUUGGGGAAAUUUACUGAAACGUUUAACCCUGAUAAAGUCUCUCCUCCUGUCUGUGGUCAGGUCUGAUGAUGUGGAUCAGUGUUGGUCUGGUAGUCAUGGUGACAGUGUUAGGACUGGUCCUGCUCCUGUUCUACAGACAGAGGAGAGGAACCAGGAGAACACCACCACCACCACCAGUCUCCUCCAACACACAACCUGACCCUACUGGAGAGGUGAGAGACACAAGGGCGUGUGUGUGUGUGUGUGUGUGUGUGUGUGUGUGUGUGUGUGUGUGUGUGUGUGUGUCCAUAAUAACUUGUAGUGGAGGGGAUAUAGACGUUGUGGUAAACUAAACAUCUAAAGGUUGAGUGUGUAAGUCUACAGCGUCCUCUAGUUGGAUUGUAGCUUGUUAUCAUUCCAUGAAGAAAAAAACAGUGGCUAACAUGUUGUUGAUGGUUGAGGGCCUCCACUUCUUUUCAUAUCUGACCAUGUAGUUGUUGUCAUUGGUUCUCUAUGCAGGUUGACUGUGUGUAUGAGGAGAUCAGAGAGGCAGACAGACAGACAGACACACUCCCUCUGGUCAUCUCUUCAGUCUACUCUACCGUCAACUCACCUACCAACUAUACAACCUAUCCUGCUGGAAAAGACUCUACAACCUACCCUUCUGGCCAAGUCUCUACAACCUACCCUGCUGGCCAAGACUCCACAACCUACCCUGCUGGCCAAGUCUCUACAACCUACCCUGCUGGCCAAGCCUCUACAACCUACCCUGCUGGCCAAGUCUCUACAACCUACCCUGCUAGCCAAGCCUCUACAACCUACCCUGCUGGCCGUGCCACCGGUGUCCCACACUGUGACAUCUAUGCUAACGCUAUCUGCCACAAAGAUUAUAUAAAUCCAAGCUAUUCUACUGCAGAUCGCCCAGCUUCUCUCAUCUACUCUAAUGUGGAUCUACCCAAAGAUUCUAGAGUCUCUUCAAGCCCUCCAACAGCCAGUGGAACCCAGGAUGAUUCCAUCUAUUCUACAGCCCAGCUACCCAAAGAUACUGUAGAAUCUACAAGAUACCCUGCUGUACACCUCUCUAAAGACACUCCAGAAGACGCCAUCUACUCUACAGCCCAGCUACCAAUAAUAAUAUAGGACUAUAUAAUCUAUACAAGGGAUGCGUCUCAAAUGACACUCUAUUAACUAUCCCCCAUUUGGCCCUGGUCAAAGGCAGUGCUCUAUAGAGAACAAGGUGCCAUUUGGGAUGAAGGGAAGCUCCCUGUAGAGAGAUGAAGGGUUGUCACCACAGAGCCGCCAUCUUGGAAUGACACGAAAAAACCCAAUCCCUUUCAUGUUUCAAAUCCUCCUUGACAUAUUGUAUUAACACAGCUCAUGUGGUUUUACUGUAUAUAAUGUAUGUAAAAUAUGAACAUCUAGGUUUCAAAUCAUUUUUAUUUCCAGAUUUUGUGAAAGUCAACCAACAUUAUUGUAAAUAUUUGUGUAAAUAUGAACUAUGUGUUUUGUCAUUUCAUUUUGGCUUCAUUUUGGCUGUUAUAAUAAUGAAGACAGUAAUACCAUAAUAGUCAGUUGUACCUUUGAGAUUUACAUAUCUAUUAUGUAUAUGUAUAUAAACUGUACCUUUUAACUUUUAAAGUAUUUCAAUAAAACUCAUCAAAAUGUUUAAAACAGUGUGAAUGUGUAGUAUUAGUGUGUGUGGACAUGUAGAGAAAGAGGAAGACUGAGACACACCCACACCUUACACACACACACACACACACACACACACACACACACACACACACACACACACACACACACACACACACACACACACACACACACACACACACACACACACACACACACACACACACACACACACACACACACACACAUCCACCCACCCACCCACACAAACACACACACAGAUACACACACACACAGAUACACACACACUGAAAAACCACAGAGAGAGCAGACUCACUAGCAUCACUGGUACUGUAACAGGAGUAGUAAAUGGUUGAGUGAUUGGAGACAGUACAGGGAGAGAUGAGACUUCACUGGGAGAGAAUCAUGAUGACUGUCUGUAUCACUAUACUAUAUCUCCUCUCAGGUAGGUUUACAGUACACUGUUACACUAGAGACUGGUCCUAGAUCAGGUCUACACUGAUACACUAGAGACUGGUCCUAGAUCAGGUCUACACUGAUACACUAGCGACUGGUCCUAGAUCAGGUCUACACUGAUAAACUAGAGACUGGUCCUAGAUCAGGUCUACACUGAUACACUAGAGACUGGUCCUAGAUCAGGUCUACACUGUUACACUAGAGACUGGUCCUAGAUCAGGUCUACACGGUUACACUAGAGACUGGUCCUGGAUCAGUCAACCUUCUAUGGGUCAGUUAGUGUCAAGUAAUAUCAAGUACUGGAGGGACAGAUGAAGGAGCUUCGUUGUGAAUACUCCUUCACCAACCAGGACAAUAUCAAGUACUUCUGUCGGAUCGAUGACCACCUAUCCUGCCGGGACCUGAUCCGGACCGGGAAGCAUGACGUCUGGGUGAGAGAGGGGAGAUUCUCUAUGUACGACAACACCACUGCUGCGGUCUUCACUGUCAUUAUAGACAUGCUGAGCCUGAAGGAUGCUGGGAAAUACUGGUGUGGAGUGGACAUCUUCUUAUUGCCGGAUGAUGUCAGUGAGAUUCAACUGCAGGUUCUAUAUUGCGGAGCUCCGCCCCAUAGGGGAGCUCUGCUCCUAUUGGUUUACCCACUGCCCUAAGGCAGUAUCAGCCUGAGACAAAAUUAUGCACACACCUGCAGCCAAUAGGAGUACAGGUGUCCCUAUAAGAGGGGAUGCCUCCCCUCAAUCAGCCCCACUUUAUCUUCAGCGACUGGACUAGACUGAAGAAGCCAAGAAGAGACGAAGAAGAAGACUCAGGACGAAGAUACGCCGUCGAUUUUCCAGUUCAUCGACGUCGUCCUAAAUGAGCGCACCAGGAGAUUUUCCACCCCCAAAAGCUAUUUUCAGAGCUCAAUGCCGUUGUUCCUCUAUGGCGACUACGGACCCCCACGACUUGUGUUUCGUGUGUUUGGGUGCGCAGCACGCCAAAGACGGAACCGGCGUUCCCCCUAAUUGCACCUCCUGCGCCCUCCUUCCUAUGAAGGAGAGGAUAUUGGGCGUUCUUUAGGGAGGAUAUUCCCUUAGAGGACGUACUGUCUAUACUAGCCUCUGCUUCAGAGGCGUCGUCAGACGGUGCUGAAUCAGAGGAUGACAAGGAGGGAGGAGAGGAGAUGGAUAUUCCCAUGGAACAGUCCGACCCUCACACUCAAACUUUUAAGACCCCCUUUCCAUUGGAAAGCGAGAGGUCUUAUGGCUCCUUGGGCGAUGAUGACACGGGCUCUGACACGUCAGUAGCCCUGUCCUUCGCAGCGGCCUCUCUGCGCUCAGACUUCCCUGGGCUCAUUGAGCGGGCGGCCAAACGACUGGAGAUAGCGCUGCCCCCCAUUCCCCCCCCCCCCCCCCCGCGGAGGUGGAUAUGAUGGAGGGCGGACCCUAUUCUCGGCCGAGGAAGGCAGCUGAGCCAUUGGCUCCGGCUAUGCCUUCUCUCAGCAAAUAUGUCGAGGGCUCAUGGGAGGCACCCUUGGCGGCGCGUUCGCUGGCCAAGAUGUACUGCCCAUUCACAAGAGUGGAAGGAUGAGAGAGGGCUGCCAGGGGAAUCCCUAGGCUCGAGAGCGCCAUGGCGGCGUAUCUAGUGCCAGGUUCGAGUCCCUGGGCGGCCUCCAAGAAAGCCACUCUACCAACCCAAAAGGACAGGCUCACAGCACAGCUGGCAGAGAAGUCCUUUACGUUGGGAGCCCAGGCUGUGUCAGCAGCAAACAACAUUGCCCUCCUCGCGGCCUCCCUAUCCCGUUUAAUGACGGGAAGGUCUGAGUUAACGAGUGAGGAGGUGGAAGAGGCGUCCAGGAUUUCUGGCGCUAUUCUCCAUCUGACACAGGUGUCUGCUAUCUGCGCGGGAAGGUCCAUGGCCACUUCGGUGGUUAUUGAACGUCACCUCUGGCUGUCAUUGACUGCCAUGAAGGAGACUGACCGAGCGUCGCUGCUCAACGCCCCCCUCUCUGACGACGGGCUCUUUGGAGUCGCUGUCAAAGAGGUGACGGAGCGUUUUGCGAAGUUAGACGAAGACAGGAAGCAGCUGGCUAGACACCUGCCAUUGGCAGGGAGAUCCAGCCAUACGCUAGCAAAACCGUCCACCUCGAACGCCCCCGGUAGAUCUUCUAUGGUGAGGCGGCGUGUCAGGCGUCAGACGUCGGCCACUAGCAGCAGGAGAGCGGGCACCGCCCCCCCCAGCAGCACCCGUGGUCACGACGAUUCCGCCAGCGAGAGAGGUUGUCGUCAAGUCGCCCUGGCAGCACCCCAAGGGGACGCAGAAGAGGCGAAGACAAUGACGGGACGAGGGGGAGAGAAUGGGAGAUGGCUCGUCGUGGGACGCGACCGAGCCCACUGUUCCCCCCCACCCUUCUGUUCGGGGCAUGGAGGGAAAUGUUUGUUUUCAUGUGUUUAAUAAAGAGUUGGCUCCCACUGACAUUGUCACAAGAGAGCCCUUUUUCCAUGACACGUUGGAGAACGUUCAGAGUACUUCACGCCCUAUGUUUCUCUCCCAUCACUGAGUGUAGCUCAACCCACCUAGGGUGUGUAGCUGAGCACACACAAGAGAGGAGAGAGAAAAAGGUAGCAAGACGCAGCCUUAGCUCACCUCAUAAAGAUCUCACACUAUGUUCGGCUGCUCAUUCACAUUGGCAGGGAACAACAUCAAAUAUUUCUGCAAGGGGACAUGUUCUGGUAAAGAUAUUCUGGUUCAAACUAAUGGGAGAAAGACUGUAACUCAAGGUAGAUACAGUAUAGAAGACAAGGGAGAUGGAGUCUUCUAUGUGACCAUCAAGAACCUGAUGAAGUCAGACUCUGGGACCUACUGGUGUGGAGUGGGGAGAUUUGGCCCAGACACAUUCCAAGAGGUGCAUCUUAUAGUUACAGAUGGUAAGUGAACACUACAUAUAAAUUGGUAUCUAGUAAUUCACUUCCUGACUUAUUUCCUGACAUAUAGUUGUUUCAGUAUUUGUAUUUAUCUGUACUUUCUACUGACUCACAGCUCCUCCCACUCCUACACCAUCACCUGUCACCUCCAGACCCAAUGUCUCCACAACCCUCCCAAACCUCUUUGCAACAUCCUCUAACAUCUCUACAAUGUUUCUGACAUCUGGAGAUGUCAGUGGUCACUUUUCAUCAAGAACAGGUAUGACGAAUCUCUCAUCUCUGACAUUACAACUAACACGCUGUGAUAUUAAAUGCUGUAAUUCUGGAGCAAAUCAAUUGUAACUGUUCAUGCUUUGGACAAAUUGUAGAUUUGGAGGCCAUGUAGAUGUGAGCCUCUCAGAGGCCCACAGGAAGUGAUGCAACAUUUGAGGUUUUGUGGAGAGCUGCCGAUGACACCAUGGCCUCCGUUGCUAUAGUUACUCUGAUCACUGUCUUACACCUUUAGCAGACCUUUAUUAUAUAUCCACUUAUUACUAUUACUAUUUUUAUUAUUACCCGACUAUAUUAUCUAUCUAUCAGUUUUUUUGUCUUUUCUUUGUCUGUCUGUCUGUCUGUCUGUCUGUCUGUCUGUCUGUCUGUCUGUCUGUCUGUCUGUCUGUCUGUCUGUCUGUCUGUCUGUCUGUCUGUCUGUCUGUAUGUCUGUCUGUCUGUCUGUGUUGUUGUCUGUCUGUCACCUGACAGACUCUACCAACCAACUGACGACCAACCAACUGACCAAUCUUCCAACCUACCUUACUUUACUUUAUUGACUGACCUAUCCACCAGUCUACCGACCAACCCACCAGAUGACCCUGGUAACGAUCCAUCAGUCUGAUAUCUAUAGCCUUUAAAGCAUAGGGUUGAGUUAUUCUGGUCAUUUCUGGAAAACCUGGAAGAUUGGGGAAAUUUACUGAAACGUUUAACCCUGAUAAAGUCUCUCCUCCUGUCUGUGGUCAGGUCUGAUGAUGUGGAUCAGUGUUGGUCUGGUAGUCAUGGUGACAGUGUUAGGACUGGUCCUGCUCCUGUUCUACAGACAGAGGAGAGGAACCAGGAGAACACCACCACCACCACCAGUCUCCUCCAACACACAACCUGACCCUACUGGAGAGGUGAGAGACACAAGGGCGUGUGUGUGUGUGUGUGUGUGUGUGUGUGUGUGUGUGUGUGUGUGUGUGUGUGUGUGUGUGUGUGUGUGUGUCCAUAAUAACUUGUAGUGGAGGGGAUAUAGACGUUGUGGUAAACUAAACAUCUAAAGGUUGAGUGUGUAAGUCUACAGCGUCCUCUAGUUGGAUUGUAGCUUGUUAUCAUUCCAUGAAGAAAAAAACAGUGGCUAACAUGUUGUUGAUGGUUGAGGGCCUCCACUUCUUUUCAUAUCUGACCAUGUAGUUGUUGUCAUUGGUUCUCUAUGCAGGUUGACUGUGUGUAUGAGGAGAUCAGAGAGGCAGACAGACAGACAGACACACUCCCUCUGGUCAUCUCUUCAGUCUACUCUACCGUCAACUCACCUACCAACUAUACAACCUAUCCUGCUGGAAAAGACUCUACAACCUACCCUUCUGGCCAAGUCUCUACAACCUACCCUGCUGGCCAAGACUCCACAACCUACCCUGCUGGCCAAGUCUCUACAACCUACCCUGCUGGCCAAGCCUCUACAACCUACCCUGCUGGCCAAGUCUCUACAACCUACCCUGCUAGCCAAGCCUCUACAACCUACCCUGCUGGCCGUGCCACCGGUGUCCCACACUGUGACAUCUAUGCUAACGCUAUCUGCCACAAAGAUUAUAUAAAUCCAAGCUAUUCUACUGCAGAUCGCCCAGCUUCUCUCAUCUACUCUAAUGUGGAUCUACCCAAAGAUUCUAGAGUCUCUUCAAGCCCUCCAACAGCCAGUGGAACCCAGGAUGAUUCCAUCUAUUCUACAGCCCAGCUACCCAAAGAUACUGUAGAAUCUACAAGAUACCCUGCUGUACACCUCUCUAAAGACACUCCAGAAGACGCCAUCUACUCUACAGCCCAGCUACCAAUAAUAAUAUAG
This is a messenger RNA of Coregonus sp. 'balchen', 9215 nucleotides long. The record is from the annotation of a GenBank genome assembly. NCBI's taxonomy places the organism in Eukaryota, Metazoa, Chordata, Actinopteri, Salmoniformes, Salmonidae.